AACGCGGUAAAGCGACGUGAAAGGACUUGGCACGUCCUGCGGACGUUAUUCCGGGGUAUCCCCCAGAAUCCGUGGCCCUCCGAUCUCUUACUCUAGUAUCGUUCUGGUACCAAGAUGCUGGACAUAUUUCGCGGCCUGAAGAGUCUCAUAAAAAUCUCGCACAUCCAUAUCGACAGCGCCGUUUUCCGCUUGCAUUACAGCCUGACUGUGAUCCUGCUGAUUGCGUUCUCUCUGAUUGUCACUACCCGCCAGUACGUCGGCAAUCCUAUCGACUGUAUACACAGCAAGGACCUGCCCGAGGACGUUUUAAACACUUACUGCUGGAUACACAGCACCUACACGAUCACCGCGGCGUACCGGAAGAGAGAGGGUUUGGAGGUACCCUUUCCCGGCGUCGACAAUUCCAAAUCGUAUCCCGAAUCCGAGCGAAAGGAGUACAAGUACUACCAGUGGGUGUGCUUCAUGCUGUUCCUGCAGGCGAUCCUCUUCUACACCCCGCGCUGGCUCUGGAAGGGCUGGGAGGGUGGCAAGAUUCAUGCCCUUAUGAUGGAUCUCGACAUCGGGCUCUGCUCCGAGGUGGAGAAAAAGCAAAAGAAGAAAAUGCUGCUCGACUACCUCUGGGAGAACCUUCGCUUUCACAAUUGGUGGGCUUACAGGUACUACCUAUGCGAGGUCCUCGCGCUCCUAAAUGUGAUCGGUCAGAUGUUUCUGAUGAACCGUUUCUUCGAUGGCGCCUUCUUGACCUUUGGCAUCGACGUACUUAGGUUCCUCGAGUCCGAUCAAGAAGACCGAGUAGACCCUAUGAUUUAUGUCUUUCCACGAAUGACCAAAUGCACCUUCUACAAGUACGGCGUCAGCGGAGAAGUCGAGAGACAUGACGCCGUCUGUAUACUGCCCCUGAAUGUCGUGAACGAGAAGAUCUAUGUCUUUCUGUGGUUCUGGUUCCUUUUCCUCGGCGUGCUCAGUUUCUUUACGGUUUUAUAUAGGAUCCUAAUAAUAUUUUCGCCACGCACGAGGGUCUACCUGUUGCGAAUGAGAUUUCGUUUGGUACGAAGGGACGCCGUAGAGACCAUAGUGCGUCGCAGUAAGGUUGGUGAUUGGUUUCUUCUCUACAUGCUGGGCGAGAAUUUGGACACCGUGAUAUACAGAGACGUGAUGCACGAAUUGGCGAACAAACUCGCCUCGAGGCAUCACCACGGCGUACCGGGAAUGAAGGGCGAGCUUCAAGAAGCCUGAUCGAGGUUGCCUCGGAGGGACGGUACGUUCAAUUCGCCGCUGC
Messenger RNA from Cyphomyrmex costatus, 1279 nucleotides. RefSeq names its product Innexin family member shaking B (gene shakB). Bases 115 to 1236 code for a protein of 373 amino acids. The transcript has 5 exons. Lineage: Eukaryota; Metazoa; Arthropoda; Insecta; Hymenoptera; Formicidae. Gene Ontology annotation, molecular function: gap junction channel activity. Gene Ontology annotation, cellular component: gap junction; plasma membrane. The record is from RefSeq and is a predicted model, not a curated record.